CCAUUCCAAAUGUAUAAUGGGUGGCACUCGUUGCACUUUUCGAGAUUGCAAAGUCUCUUCAAACCGGAAUCCAUCGAUGCACUUCUUCAAGUUUCCCGUACGCGACCCGCGACAAUUGGAAAAAUGGCUAAAAAUUUGCGCCAAUGAAGAGAUUUUAAAAGUAUCUCAGCUUAAGCUGGCCAAUCGUGCUGUGUGUGCACGUCAUUUUCGCAUUGAAUGCUUCAUGAACUAUAAAAUGGACCGGCUUAUUGCCAAGCAGACGCCGACGUUGAUGCGAGUGAACAAGGAUCUCGCGUGGGACUUUGAAUCUAUCGACGAGAACGGCGAGGCGAUGCUUGUGAAAUUGCCUUCUCCCACCUCCGCACAUCUUAAACCACCAGAGGGAUUUGAGUGUCCUCUUGGAUUUGAUACCGAUGCUAUAGAAGGUGAAAUUAGCUUGGAGCGAUUGGUAUAUAAGCGACCCUCUUCAAGCUUGCCAGAGAAGGCAUUCAAAAGGCGGAAAUUGAAUUUGACUAAGGUACAGCAGGAGCAGGAGCAGGAGCAGCAUCAAACCAAUACUAAAAUGUCACCAAGAAUGAUCGACUUUCCUCGCAAUGCAUUGCAGAAGCAAAAAGCGGAGAUUUGCAAGCCAAUUAUAAGUAAAAUCAGUGCACGCCCAACAAUUCAGGAACCCUCGAUUCGCUCAGGGCAAAGUCAGGAAAUGGCUAUACGAGAAGAAGAACCUUCCGUUCCUGAAUCAGAUAUCGAAACGCUACCAACUGCAGAGGAAUGCCAACUCCAGCUGGAAUAUAAUAAGCUAAAGUUGGAGUUUGAAAAGCUUUCGGAGCAGAAUGUCCAAUUAAAGCAACUGCAGGCGUCCAUACCAUCUACCAGUAGAGCUCCUCCGUCCAGCACUUUGACAAGCAUGACCAAGCCGCAGCUAUACAAUGGCAUAAAGAAAUAUCUGGGGCCCACUGUGGCCGCUCUGGUGCGCAUGGAAAUGUUCGGUGGUGCCGAGGAUCGUAACUGGAAAGAUGACGAGCGGCGCUUCGUCGUAGAACUGCUGCAGCUGGGCGAAAGUAUCUACGAGCAUUGCUGCGAGGAGUGGCGUUUUCGAUUGCCCUCGCUGCGGAUUGCACGUUCCUGGCUUGAUAGCAAAGAACCGGAAAAUGUCGAUCACUCGCUCGAGUUGUAGCCGUAUUAAGCGUAUAAUCCUUUUAUUUUACCAUUAAUAACUAUAAAAUUAAUUACUAGAC
This is a messenger RNA of Drosophila persimilis, 1235 nucleotides long. RefSeq lists its product as uncharacterized. Bases 17 to 1174 code for a protein of 385 amino acids. The record is from RefSeq and is a predicted model, not a curated record. The transcript has a single exon. Lineage: Eukaryota; Metazoa; Arthropoda; Insecta; Diptera; Drosophilidae.